Annulohypoxylon truncatum is the source of this 1493-nucleotide messenger RNA. RefSeq lists its product as uncharacterized. Gene Ontology annotation, molecular function: zinc ion binding; DNA-binding transcription factor activity, RNA polymerase II-specific. Gene Ontology annotation, biological process: regulation of DNA-templated transcription. The transcript has a single exon. The record is from RefSeq and is a predicted model, not a curated record. Bases 96 to 1277 code for a protein of 393 amino acids. NCBI's taxonomy places the organism in Eukaryota, Fungi, Ascomycota, Sordariomycetes, Xylariales, Hypoxylaceae.
UAGGUAUGUAUAUUGGGCUCGCGCAGAACUAGAUAUCACCUAGUGCACGACAGGGACAGCAAUGGCGACUAAACUAGUACCCUCUAUCGGAAAUUAUGUUCGCUAGCUGGAAACCAGUCUCUAACAGCGACGGCAGCAACGCGCUCCUGCGCAAGCUCCCGCACACCUUCGACCCCGUGACGGCCAAGACGGAGAGGCCGUUAGCUUGUUCUCAAUGUAGAGCGCAAAAGGUGCGUUGCACGAGCGAGCGCAACGGCGAGGGUUGCAGCCGAUGCCAGACGAUGCGUAGAAAAUGCACGUUCCCUCCUCGACGACGUAGCAGCGCCGUAACGGGCGAGGAGACACCCGAUUUCACGGAUGCGGAGACGCGGUCUGAUCCACCUGAGCUUCCCACGCCGGCGCCGACGGAGGACUCUGCGAGACCCGCAUCGUCAGCCUCCGCAAAUCAUGCCGCCGCCGACGAGUGGAUCCGCGAGUCUCAGAAAGGCUACCCGCACGGCGUAGACUUUUCCAAUUUCCCUCUCGACCACGAGUUCGCGCAAUAUUCGGGCUUCGACCUGAUGGCAGAUUGCGAGGUCCAGAGCGAACGGCUGGCAGUCGAACAGAUAUUGGUAACACAGGAGCAAUCGCUCUUCCGCGGCUCGCAACACCCGGAGAUCUACACUAGCGCGAGCGAACAGGCCACGAGUCCGGCCGUGCCCUCCCCGUCCGGGUUGCCACAAGCCGAGCCUCUGUUCUCCGGCGAAGCACAGACCCAAGGUAGCGCAGACGCGACGCGGCCCGGCGGGUCCGACUGCCAAUGCCUGCACCACGUGGUGGUCCUGAUGGACGAGCUGGAGCUUCUCGGCGAGCCUACUCAGGCGCAUCUCCCCGUAGAUGGUAUCCUCGUAGUACAUCGAAAAGCGCUGCGCCAGGCCGAGAGCAUGCUCGCCUGCGCGUCCUGCGCGACCCGUGUCGAUCAUAUGAUCAUUCUUACCUUUCUCGCCAGCAGGCUCGCCGACCUGUGUUGCCGCGCCGCCUCGGCGCUCUCAUCCCGCUGCGCGACAUACCACCCAGGUAUCAACGAGGCUCCGGCUACAUCGAUGGGCGAGUAUCGGCUUGAGAGCGAGACAGAGUAUAUCGCGGUCGCACGUGUGCUACUUCAACUCGGACUAGACGGCCUGAUCGGACUUGUGAGCGCCCUGCAAGAGGCUGGGAGACGGCUAGGCAGUGAGACGAUGGGCAGACGCCUGGGCGUGUGCAGGAGGGCGAUCGAGCUUAUGCUGGACGGCAUAUAACUCUCAUAUAGGCUCACGUCAGCCGGGAGACGGCUGGCAUUGUAAAUCAUGACUCGCAUAUGCCGCGUUUCGGCCAAGCAUAGCAGACUCAUUCGGACACUUCCUAAAGCGUCUUAGGCCAUAUAUAUAGAUUUCGAGAGGUAGGAGUUGGGUGGGGUUACAUUCUGCGGCUUGCUACGGCAGGCUGAUCUACGCCUCAUGUCACCGAGCUUGGCG